GGAAUAAGCGCGAGACGUCGAGCGUUCAGUGUGCGCCUGCAACCUGUCCGUCGCUGUCAGUCGCCACGAUCCGAGUCCACACAUGACAUCGCGAACUUGACGCAACUCUCCGCGUAAAAGCACAUCACACGCUCGCUGCGACACAUCGGCACUUCGCGAGUUUAUACACACAACAACUGCAACGAGAAAAAGUUGUUGGAAAGUUUAAAAGCACAAAAAGGUUUUACGUGAAAAAAAAAAGUUUGGAAAGUUUUGGAUACCCGGCUUACGUCCUAUUGUCAUAUUUACUACGACAGAAAAAAAAUCAGCAAUCUACAAGAAAAGGACAAAAAAAACCUAUCAUAAACUAGAAGAUUUGUGAAGUGCGGUGGGCCACAACCAUUGUGCCUGUUAGAAAAGGGCACAAAUUAUUGAAAUACGACCUCAUAACAGAGAGUGAAAUUGCUGCCUGCCUGCCAGCUUGGUGGGACGAGGUGUUCAGCUAACGAAGGCAUCAAGGUCUUCUCAAUCAGCUGGUCUAGCUUUUCGGGGACUUGAAAUAGUGCACCAUUUAGUGACACCUCGUUCAGCAAAUCCAAUUGGAUCAAUUCAUCAAUUUGACUCUGCGUGGACGAUGCAUUCGAGUGGCUUCAAUGAAAAUACAACGUGCCCACAAUAAAAAUAAAAUAUUAUAAUAGUCGCAAACAAAUCAAAAGUUACGACCGUCAAUAAAUUAAUUUACAGUCCAUAAAACGGGUGUAAUAGCUGCUCUCGUGCCGGUGUGCAUGUGUGUGUGGAUCACCUUAUGAUUUAUACCCGGGCGCUAAUAACGCACUAAUAUAUUUAUAGUGUUUAAGCAAAUAGCACACAGUGUUGCGUUGAAAGUAAAAGUAAAACAAGCACAACUCGUCAACUUGUAUCUACCGAAUAUUUGACUGACUCUCAAAGUGGUGUGUGAAAUUGUAACUCAUUUGAGUACUGUUAUUGUUUUCAUAAACUCCAUCGUCUUGAUUCCUGCGUGCGCGUCUUGUGUGCUAACAUCAUCCCUGCGUGACGUCUGCCGCCUGACUGAUACGCGCCAACACACCGGGCUUCGCUCGCGCGCUCCGCUCCCCUCCGAUGCUGUGAUCCCCUUGCGGCAACAAUCAUCCUCACCAUCGCGGACCCCGUGGCGUGCGCGGCGCCCACCCUGUACGACCAUGUGCAUCCCCCCGGAUCCUCCCCAGCCACCGGAGCGGGGACUUCCACCGGGGUGACGUGGUGGUCGAUGAUGAACGGCGGCCUGUACGAGGAAAGCCCCCCGCCCGCCCCGCAGAGUGCAGCAACGCCGAUCAGCAACAGCGGCAUGACCAGCCCGGCGACGGUGCCGCCGCCCACGGCGACCACCUCGGCCACGUCCAGUUCAUCACCGGCGAGCGUGACGAGCAACAGUGGAUCAGCGGGGCCACUGCAUAUUCCCGCAAAGCGGCUGGGUUCAGCAGGCGGGUAUGGGGAGUGUGCAGAGCCAAGUGUCAUCCGGCACUCGCAUCAUGGUCAACCGUGGAAUUACUCUCCCUCGGAUAACCACCAUGCGGGCGCCACCGCCUUCGAAUCCACUGUGGGUCUCAACCACCAUCAGUACGCCAAUGCGCCUACCUAUUACAACCUGGCGGCUGACCCUACGGGCGGGCGGGAUUCACGCAAAGGGGCAUUAUCCUUCUGGUCACCUGCUGCCACUGCCGCUGCUGGUGGCACUCCUGAGUAUAAAUACUCGGCAGUGUCGGCAGCGGGGCCCAGCGCUGACCCAACAGUCUCAUCGUGCCAUCAGAGCUUCUCGUCGUCGUCCUGGUGCAACUACUCGCCGUACUCGUCGGCGGCAUCACGACACCAUGUCGACGCGCAUCAACCCGUCCCCUAUUUGACGCCCGCCGAUGAACGCAACCGCGUGGUGGCGGCGGCGGCGAUGGCCGCCGAGUCGGCCGGCUUUGCGCACGCACACGACGGCGGCUACGGCCUGCGGAACUACGCUUCCGAACCUCUGCCGUCUACACCUUACCCACCGCCAGGUUCACUAAGUUCAAUGGGAGUGAGUGUCCCCUGCGCCGGCGCCAACCCACUGGAAUGGACCGGUCAGGUGACGGUGCGGAAGAAGCGCAAACCAUAUUCGAAGUUUCAGACGCUCGAACUAGAGAAAGAGUUCCUCUUCAACGCGUACGUCAGCAAACAGAAGCGCUGGGAGCUCGCGCGCAACCUCAACCUCACCGAGCGACAGGUGAAGAUCUGGUUCCAGAAUCGGCGGAUGAAGAACAAGAAGACGCAGCAGCGGCAGACCAACCAGCCGCAGAACAAUAACAACGCCAACACGAACAACCAGAACCAUCACGGGCAUCAUCCGUCGGCGCAUCACCACGUGCACUCGCAGCACCACGUUGUUAAUCAUCACGUGGCGGCGAACGGAGCGCUCAAGCAUCAUCAGUGACCGACGGGGUUCUCCGGGGUCGUGUUGGGUCACCACGGGCUGGCCGCCUAAUUGGGACGAACUCUCUUUUGCUGCCGAUUUACCGUGGGAGGGGGAUAAGGGGACUGUUUUAGUUUUUGAUAAUGAUGCAUACUUAUUGAAUUGAACUCUUUGUUUCCUGUUUUCUUGUUUUUUUUUCAUCAUUGUGUGUUGUAAACUGUGCAAACGAACACGGACGUAACGCGUGGACUUGCGUGGUGGGAGAGGCUCCUCGACGACACCUCCGACGACGACUGAGGACCUCAAAGUUUGUAAUAUUUAAUUAGAUAAGUAUAAGUUCUUUGCUGUGCCAAAGAUGUGAAGAGGGAAUUUAUGCGUAUAGAACUCAAAUGAAAUGAAAUCAAUGAUGAUGAGAAUUCGCACACAUGGUUGAUAUUUAGUACGUUUAGGGCUUGUGCAACAUUACUUUUGUUUUGAUCGGAUGCAUUGUUUUAUGAUUAAUUGUUUUGUAAUUUUGUAAUUUUGAGCGCUGAAAUCGGAUGCAAAGCAUUCCGCGAUUGAGAGCUAGGAGACGCCGAGAGACUUCAGGAGAACGAGUCACUUUAAAUAAAGUAAUACAUUAUAAUUAACUACCUAAAUGAUAAAUAAUUAUGAACGACAAAAAGUAUAUAAAUAUAAAUAUAUAUUAAUUAAUUAAAAGAAAAAAACGAAGCAGCAGUAGACGAAAAGCGACUUUGAAUAAUUAAUUAUUUGCAAGGUACACACACACACAAAACACAAAUAUUCAAAACACACACACAAACAUACAAAAAACACACAAAUAUUAAUUACAAUUAAUAUACUCUGUACAUAUUCGACUGUCAAUGUCUUUUUAGUAGGUUAUAACAUUAUGAUGUAAGUCGUUAUUAUAUGGUAUUUUACUAUGUAUUCAAUGUUGCCGUAGUCUGAAUGUGUAUAGUAAAUUAUUGCAAAGAAGAAAUAAGUACAUAUAUAUGUAAGGUUAUUCAAACACACACAACAAUAUAAACUAUGCGAUAAGUAAGUACGACGUGUCGGGAUUUCAGAGCCACAUCAAACGCGCGCGCGUUUAUCACAAGCCGAAAGGCCAGUAAACAUCGGAUAAACACUCUGAGCAUCAUUCGUUCGACAUCUACAGUGCGCUUUCGAACCUCCCGUAUCCAAAAAAACAGCGAAUUUUGUAAAUAUCGGCGCUUCUUGUAUACGUUAUGAGUCCACACACAUUGCAGUAAUAUUACGUUGUAUGUAAUGACCUUUAGAUGCCCCUGUAAGAGGUAUUAAAUAUGUAAGCAAGCAAGAGACGAGCUCGUCAGGACCUCAUCUAGAAACCGAAUUUAUUAACAAAAGUGUGUGAUGUCUCUGCCGCCUGCCGUCUAUUAUCAUUCGGAGCGGAAAUAAAUUGGUGCAAUUUGUCAUUCCUGGCGGAGGACGAACGCACGCAUAAGUAAGGAUUACCUUAUUCUAAUGAUAAUGAGUAAAUUAAACACUAAUACUAAAUAACAUGUUGUACAUAAUCGGAUAUAUGAUAAUUAUAAUGAUUAUUAUUUCUCUUCUCUCAUCCUUCUCACAGUCCUCUUGAUUUCGCAUUGAUUGAUUGAUCCUCUCUCGGGUGACAAACAACGUACUAGAAUGACUUUUAAAUGAUGGCCGAUUCGUUGGAUUCUUAGCACUUAUACAUAAUAAUAUAAACUGAAUAUUUAUUGAUCUCUUAAUUAAUUAAUUAUCUAAAUGAAUAAACUAUUGUAAUUAUUGCAUAAUACUUGAAUAUAAAAUAAAUGACAA
Messenger RNA from Dalotia coriaria, 4216 nucleotides. It is a transcript of the gene Abd-B, whose product is annotated as Abdominal B. Gene Ontology annotation, molecular function: DNA-binding transcription factor activity, RNA polymerase II-specific; RNA polymerase II cis-regulatory region sequence-specific DNA binding. The record is from RefSeq and is a predicted model, not a curated record. Gene Ontology annotation, biological process: regulation of transcription by RNA polymerase II. NCBI's taxonomy places the organism in Eukaryota, Metazoa, Arthropoda, Insecta, Coleoptera, Staphylinidae. Gene Ontology annotation, cellular component: nucleus. The transcript is spliced from 2 exons. The coding region runs from base 1247 to 2437 and encodes 396 amino acids.